GGUUUUGAAAAAUAUACGAAAUAUAUCCAAAAAAAAACACUAUUGGCGUUAUCUUUCAUUUUCUCGCAGAAUUAAGGUCAAGUUAUCAUGAGAAUAACAUUAACAUCAGUCAACGAUGAGAUUUAUUCGCUGGACGUCAGUGAAGACAUGGAACUGGAAAAUUUUAUGGCCUUAGCUGCUUUUGAAACCACUGUACCGGGUGAACAACUUCAGUUGAAACAUAAUGGAAGGGUAUUAUCUGGAAGGGAAAAAAAAUUGAAAGAAUUUGGCUUGAAAGAUGGUGAUGUUGUACUUUUUGGUCAAAGAGGAGGCUCAUCUAAUGUUUUGGACUUUUCAAAUAUUCAAGUUCCGGUAAAUAGGCCAACACAACCGCAAGCUAGUGGUGGACAAGAAAACCCAGCAGUUCUCAUGGAAAUGUUAAGAAACUCCCCACACGAAUUGGCUCUCCUUAAAGAGAGAAAUCCUCCCUUAGCUUCAGCACUUGAAAGUGGAGACGUUAAUAAAUUUACACAAGUUUUAAUGCAACAAAAAGCUGAUAAAUUGAAAAGAGAACAAGAAAGAUUGCAAUUGCUCAUGAGAGAUCCAAUGGACCCUGAAGUUCAAAAACAUAUUGCUGAAGAAAUCAGGUUAAAAAAUGUCGAAUCCAACAUGGAAACUGCUAUGGAGUAUUCUCCUGAGAGUUUUGGUCAAGUGGUUAUGCUCUAUAUAAAUUGCAAAGUCAACGGUCAUGUUGUCAAAGCAUUUGUGGAUUCAGGCGCUCAAAUGACAAUCAUGUCCAAGGCCUGUGCUGAACGAUGUAACAUUAUGCGUUUAGUCGAUACUCGAUGGUCUGGUAUCGCAAAAGGGGUUGGAACCCAACAGAUUAUCGGAAGAGUUCAUUUGGGUCAAAUCCAAAUUGAAAAAGACUUCCUUCAAUCGUCGUUUUCUAUUCUUGAACAACCAAUGGAUAUGCUACUUGGAUUAGACAUGCUAAAAAGACAUCAAUGUGUCAUCGACUUAAAGCUCAAUGAACUUGUAAUAGGAACAACAGGAACGAAAACGAAAUUUUUGGCAGAGGCUGAACUUCCAGACAAUGCUAGAUUAAGUAUGCAAGCUCCAGACGAUGGAACAGUAACAAUGGAAGAAGAUAGACAAUUAGCUGAAGCUCUUGCAAAGAGUGCUGAGCAAGUUACAAGAACUCAAGUUCCUUCCGCAACGGCAACAGGACCUCAAAGAACGUUUCCCGAAUCUGAUAUUAAUAAAAUAACGAACUAUGGAUUUUCUCGGGAUCAGGUCAUUGAAGAAUUAACAAGAAACCAUGGCAAUGUUGACCAAGCUAUUGCCACUCUUUUUGCAAGAUCUCUAGCUGGCCCAAAAUAA
Molecule: messenger RNA, 1359 nt
Organism: Dimorphilus gyrociliatus
Lineage: Eukaryota; Metazoa; Annelida; Polychaeta; Dinophilidae
Source: the annotation of a GenBank genome assembly